GUUGUGACUUAUAACGAUAUAAAAAGAUAACGAGACUGUUAGAUAACUUCUUAUAAAUCCAAGUUCACCAAUAAGACAACCGGCAUCGGUUAGAAAUUUAUUCAGUUAUGAGGCUACUUUCACGUAAAGUGUUGUUUCUACAAAAAAUUAUUAGUGUUAGAAACAUGGCAACUUCUAAUUAUCUUAUUAACGAUUCUAAAUAUUCGUUUUUAAAAGAUUUGGGAUUAAAAGAAAAAAAUUUAGGUGUUUUUGAUGGUAAUUGGAAAGGAUCUGGCCCAACAAUUCAGUCAGUAUGUCCCAGUAAUGGUAAAGUAAUAGCUGAAGUUCAACAAGGUUCUAUAACAGAUUACGAAGCGUGCGUGGAAGCUUCUAAAGACGCUUGGAAUGUUUGGGUCGAGGUACCGGCACCGAAAAGAGGUGACAUCGUACGACAAAUCGGCAACGCGCUUAGAGCCAAUUUAAUACCUUUGGGAAAAUUAGUCUCUCUCGAAAUGGGAAAGAUUUUACCUGAAGGUAUAGGGGAGGUUCAAGAAUACGUGGAUAUUUGCGAUUACGCGGUAGGUUUAUCCAGAACUAUCGGCGGAUCUGUUCUACAGUCCGAAAGACCAAAACACGCGCUAUUAGAAAAAUGGCUUCCGCUCGGAGUCGUUGGAGUCAUUUCGGCUUUUAACUUUCCGAUAGCAGUAUACGGUUGGAACAGCGCUAUAGCUAUGGUGUGUGGCGAUACGUUGGUAUGGAAAAGCGCCGAAACUACACCGCUCAUUUCAAUCGCUACAACGAAGAUUAUACAAGACGUUUUAGAAAAUAAUCACUUACCCGGAGCUAUUGCUACUUUAUGUUGCGGUGGAGCGAACAUAGGAAAAGCUAUGGCGACUGAUAGUAGGAUUAAAUUAUUAUCUUUCACCGGUAGUACUCAAGUUGGACAACAGGUGGGAAUCGAAGUUCAAAAGAGAUUCGGCAAAGUAUUAUUGGAACUAGGAGGUAAUAACGCCAUAAUUGUAGCGGAAGAUGCGAACGUCGAUAUGGUGGUACGGGCUAGUUUAUUUGCGUGCGUUGGUACCACCGGACAGAGAUGUACUACUACAAGAAGACUGAUAAUACAUGAUAAGGUUUAUUCAGAGGUUUUGGAGAAAUUGAAGAAAGCUUAUAGUCAAGUUUUGAAUAGAGUAGGAGAUUCUUUAGAUGAUAAUGUACUUGUUGGUCCUGUUCACAACAAACAAGCUGUACAAAAAUACGUGGAUACUAUAGAUCAAAUCAAAAAACAAGGUGGCAAAAUCGAAAUUGGUGGAAAUGUAUUAAAUAAACCUGGGUUCUUUGUCGAACCUACCAUUGUGACUGGGCUUCAACACGAUAAUCCCUUAGUUCACAAUGAAUGUUUUGCUCCGAUUGUAUACGUUUUGAAAGCAGAUAGUUUUGGUCAAGCUAUUCAAUGGAAUAACGAAGUUCCACAAGGAUUAUCGUCGAGUUUAUUCUCACAAAAUGUAGGAUAUAUACUUCAUUGGAUUGGUCCUAAUGGAUCAGAUUGUGGUAUAGUAAAUGUGAAUAUACCAACAUCUGGAGCGGAAAUAGGAGGAGCUUUUGGCGGGGAAAAAGCCACAGGAGGCGGUAGAGAAUCCGGUAGUGACUCAUGGAAACAAUAUAUGAGAAGAACCACUGUCACUAUUAACUAUUCCAAAGAUCUACCUCUAGCACAAGGCAUUAAAUUUGAAUAAUGAUUUUUAUAUAUUUUUUUUUAGAAAAUAAAUAAAAUAUAUUAAAAA
Diorhabda carinulata is the source of this 1760-nucleotide messenger RNA. It is a transcript of the gene Aldh7A1, whose product is annotated as alpha-aminoadipic semialdehyde dehydrogenase. The coding region runs from base 108 to 1712 and encodes 534 amino acids. Gene Ontology annotation, molecular function: aldehyde dehydrogenase (NAD+) activity. The record is from RefSeq and is a predicted model, not a curated record. The transcript has 7 exons. NCBI's taxonomy places the organism in Eukaryota, Metazoa, Arthropoda, Insecta, Coleoptera, Chrysomelidae.